This is a messenger RNA of Ilex paraguariensis (yerba mate), 1240 nucleotides long. Lineage: Eukaryota; Viridiplantae; Streptophyta; Magnoliopsida; Aquifoliales; Aquifoliaceae. The record is from the annotation of a GenBank genome assembly.
AAACAAAGCACAGACACUGGGGUUUAGUUCAUCAGAAUAAAUUAGGGAUAGUUCUCAGGGUUCUGUAAAAUGGUGGCAGACAAGGGAAAGAAACAGAAGGUAGGAGAGAAAGUCGGAGAGGAAAACAACCACAACGCAGAGCGCAUUGAUGAAGAACUCGUUCUCUCCAUUGAGAAGGUGCAGGAAAUUCAAGACGAGCUUGAAAAAAUCAAUGAAGAAGCAAGUGAUAAAGUAUUGGAAGUAGAGCAGAAGUACAAUGAGAUACGCAAACCCAUCUAUGAUAAGCGAAGUGAUAUCAUCAAAUCUAUCCCCGACUUCUGGUUGACUGCUUUUCUGACUCAUCCUGCUCUUGCUGACCUCUUGACUGAAGAAGACGAAAAGAUUUUCAAGUAUCUAAGGUCACUUGAAGUUGAAGAUUUUAAAGAUGUGAAAUCUGGUUACUCGAUUACAUUUACCUUCAAUCCCAACCCUUACUUUGAAGAUACAAAGCUGACAAAGAGCUUUACAUUCCUUGACGAAGGAACAACAAAAAUAACUGCUACAUCAAUCAAGUGGAAAGAGGGCAUGGGCAUACCAAAUGGAGUUGCUAAUGAGAAGAAGGGCAGCAAGCGGCCUCAUGCUGAUGACAGCUUCUUUAGCUGGUUUAGUGAAACACCACAGAAAGAUGACAUGAACGAGAUUAAUGAUGAGGUUGCUGAGAUAAUCAAGGAUGAUGUAUGGCCCAAUCCUCUCACUUAUUUCAACUAUGAGGUGGAUGAUUUCGAUGGGGAUGAAAGUGAUGAUGAGGAAAAGGGCUGUGACAGUUCUGAAGAUGAUGAUGAUGAGCAAGAAGAAGAUAAUGAUGAAGAUGGUGAUGAGGAUGAGGAUGAAGGCAAUUGAACAGUCUUCAUCAUUCCGUCUGCGUCUCUUGGUCCUCAUCGCGGUGUUUACUUGAACCAGAGACCUCGAGUAAAUCAUCGCAAGUGGUUCUAAGGUUGCAAAAGAAUCUGUUAACAGGGCAUGGUGACUGUUGACUCUUCCUUUUUCUGUUUUUUGUUUCAAUAGGGGGAAUUGUGUGCCUUUUCCUCACUUGAUAUGCUCUUUGCUAGUGCUAGGUGAUGAGGCCAUGAAAUAUUACUAGCUUUUUACUUGACUAAUAUUAUGAUUUCUACAGUGAAAGCAGUUAAUUAAUACUUUGGAAUGUAAAGCUAUUUGACAAUCCUUUUUGUUUGUCUGCAAUGGUGAUCUUGUAGUUCCUUUA